AUGUCGCUGCACGCGUGCGCCAGCUCGGAGCCCGAGAAGUGCGUUGGCGACGAGUGCGCCAGGAAGUGCGACUCCAUGGGCUGCCAGUUCGACCCGCUCGCGCUGGGGGCCAUGGACUUCUUCGGCCCGGGCGCGCGGGUGGACUCCUCGAAGCCCAUCACGGUGCACUCCCGUGUCGGACGGGGUCGGCGGAUCACCGAGGACGGCACCGACACUGGCAAGCUCUCCAAGGUGCGCCGAUUCUACACGCAGAACGGCCAGACGAUCGAGAACGCCAAGCCGGACGCGAGCACGUUCCCGACCCUGCUCUCUAGCAAUUCCGUCACCGACGAGUUCUGCGCCGCCCAGAAGGAGCUGCAGGGAACCAGCGCCGGCGAGGGGUACCUCGGGAGACCCCGCUCAGCGCCGCACUGGACAACGGCGUGGUGCUCACCGCCGCCGUCUUCGAGACCGAGUCCCCCGCGGGGCCUUGCAAGGGCGCCGAUGCCAGUGCGGCGAGCAACGCCUCCGUGUCGUUCUUCAACAUCAUGUACGGGGACCCCCGAGAUCACCUCGACUUGCCCCACCUGCGACGACCAGGUGACGCGAGAGGCCCGCGGCAACGACGAGGAGGAGUCCGAGCAGGUUGUGGUGGCCGACGCGGCCAAGAAAGCGGCGCCCAAGCCGUUUGUUCAGACGGACGCCUUCCGCUACAUCAUGUACGGCGCAGGCAUCCUCACCCUCGGCCUCGUGGGCUCGACGUGCGCCUCGGGCAAGAGCGCGGGCUUCCGGCCCCCGGCAGGCAACCCUCGCGGCAGGCGCUAG
This is a messenger RNA of Prorocentrum cordatum, 804 nucleotides long. Lineage: Eukaryota; Dinophyceae; Prorocentrales; Prorocentraceae. The record is from the annotation of a GenBank genome assembly.